Contarinia nasturtii (swede midge) is the source of this 5627-nucleotide messenger RNA. RefSeq names its product serine/threonine-protein phosphatase 6 regulatory ankyrin repeat subunit A (gene nompC). Gene Ontology annotation, biological process: GPI anchor biosynthetic process; calcium ion transmembrane transport. Gene Ontology annotation, cellular component: membrane; glycosylphosphatidylinositol-N-acetylglucosaminyltransferase (GPI-GnT) complex. The record is from RefSeq and is a predicted model, not a curated record. The coding region runs from base 136 to 5460 and encodes 1774 amino acids. The transcript is spliced from 22 exons. NCBI's taxonomy places the organism in Eukaryota, Metazoa, Arthropoda, Insecta, Diptera, Cecidomyiidae. Gene Ontology annotation, molecular function: calcium channel activity; protein binding.
AGUGAAAAUGUGAAAGAUAUGUGAAAAAGUUCCAGAUUAAACGACAAAUAAAAAAGAGUUCGAGUGUGAAGAAAAGUUUCGUUUCGAUUGAAGUGUAUAUAAGUGAUGAAAAAAGUAGUGGGUUGAAGUGGAAUUAUGUCGAAACCGAAUCCAAAGCGUGCAGCAAAAUCGUCUUCACGAAAAGCAGCCCGUGAAGCCGACCACGAUGAAUCAACCGAUCGAACAACAAGUCGAUCGGCCAAUCCGAGUGCGUCUCGAACAGCUGCUGAUGAUCCAAAAGAUGAAACUGCCAAUGGAGAGAAAAAAGAUGGAAAAACUGAUGAUGCGACGACCGCACCGUCGGAAAAGCCAAAGCCUCAAAGUGCUGGAGCCAUAAUACGCGAUGCAGGCCAAAAAUUACUUAGUUUAACGAUGAAACAAGAAUGGACAUCGAUCGAUACAGUUUUGAAACAACUCGAAAAAAUCGUUGCUGCUGGAGGAGGUGAAAAUGUGGCACCACUGGCUGGCGUUGCGGAUCCGAUAUCUGGAAUGACUCCUUUAAUGUAUGCUGUUAAAGACAAUCGGACAUCGUACUUGGAUCGUUUAAUUGACUUGGGAUCAGAUGUUUGCGCACGCAACAAUGAUCAUUACAAUGUUUUACAUGUUGGAGCGAUGUAUUCAAGAGAAGAUGUCGUGAAAUUAUUGUUGAAUAAACGUGGCGUCGAUCCAUUUUCGACUGGUGGACCAAAACAACAAACGGCCAUUCACAUCGUGUCCAGUCGGCAGACAGCAACAGCGACAAGUAUUUUACGAGUGCUUUUGGCCUCAGCUGGCAAAGAUAUACGUUUAAAAUCCGACGGCCGUGGCAAAAUACCAUUAUUACUGGCUGUUGAAGCUGGUAACCAGUCUAUGGUUCGCGAAUUAUUAUCAGCACAAACUGCAGAACAACUGCAAGCAUCGACUGAAAAUGGUGAUACAGCCUUGCACUUGGCCACUAGGCGACGUGAUAUCGAUAUGGUACGCAUUCUGGUCGAUUACGGUGCAAAUGUUGAUAUGCAAAAUGGUGAAGGUCAAACGGCGCUUCACAUUUGUGCGGCCGAAGGUGAUGAGGCAUUGUUGAAGUACUUUUACGGCGUGCGUGCGUCAGCAUCAAUCACCGAUAACAUGGAUCGUACACCGAUGCAUGUAGCAGCAGAAAAUGGGCACGCAAAUGUGAUUGAAAUAUUGGCCGAUAAAUUCAAAGCAUCGAUUUGGGAACGAACGAAGGACGGUAGCACAUUGAUGCACAUAGCAUCGCUUAAUGGACAUGCAGAAUGCGCAACGAUGCUGUUUAAGAAAGGCGUUUAUCUACAUAUGCCAAAUAAAAGAGGUGCACGUAGCAUACACACGGCCGCUCGAUACGGUCAUAUCGGAAUCAUAAACACAUUAAUUCAACGAGGUGAAAGAGUCGAUGUCACAACCAAUGAUAAUUACACAGCGCUUCACAUAGCUGUCGAGUCAGGUAAACCAGCUGUGGUUGAAACCCUGUUGGGAUAUGGUGCCGAUUUGCAUGUUCGUGGCGGGAAACUACGUGAAACGCCAUUACAUAUUGCAAGUAGAGUUAAGGACGGUGAUCGAUGUGCGUUAAUGCUUUUAAAAUCUGGUGGUGGACCCAAUCUGGCGACCGACGAUGGCCAAACUCCGGUUCAUGUUGCUUCAAAAAAUGGAAAUUUACAAACUCUAAUUUUGCUACUGGAAGACGGUGGCGAUGCUAUGUGUAAAUCUAAUAAUGGUGAGACGCCAUUGCAUUUAGCGUGUCGUGCGUGUCAAUUGGAGAUUGUACAGCAAUUAAUCGAUGGUGUAAAAGAAAAACACGGUGCCGAAGUAUUAGAAACUUAUAUAAAUACAUUGAAUGAAGAUGGAGCAACAGCAAUGCACUAUAUUUGUAAUGUGCCAACGGAUGAAGUUGAAUUUCCCGAUGCCGAUAAGGAAAUCGUUCGUUUGUUACUGCAAAAUGGAGCGGAUGUUUCGUUGCAAACAAAACAAACGAUGGAAACCUGUUUUCAUUAUUUAGCCAAGACUGGAAAUAAUGACAUUUUUACCGAAAUGCUGCAACAUAUGACACCGGCCGAUAUUCAAAAAGAAUUAAAUCGACAAUCAUCAAUUGGUUGGACGCCACUGUUGAUUGCAUGUAAUCAGGGUCAUAUGGAUCUUGUAAAUAAUAUGCUUGCAAAUCAUGCUCGUGUUGAUGUAUUCGACAUUGAGGGUCGUUCGGCACUGCAUUUGGCGGCUGAACAUGGAUUCAUUCAGGUGUGUGAUGCAUUGCUUACGAAUAAAGCGUUCAUUAAUUCAAAAUCUCGAGUCGGUCGAACGGCUCUUCACUAUGCCGCAAUGAAUGGCUACAAAGAUUUGGUGAAAUUUUUGAUCCGCGAUCAUAAUGCAGUUAUCGAUAUUUUGACAUUGCGAAAACAAACACCGUUGCAUUUGGCAAGUCAGAACGGACAAUUGGAAACGUGCAUGUUAUUGUUAGAGCUUGGUGCAAGCAUUGAUGCCACCGAUGAUUUGGGACAGAAACCAAUUCAUGCUGCUGCACAAAAUAAUUUUUCGGAUGUGGUGAAAUUGUUUUUGCAACAGCAUCCAAGUUUAGUAAAUGCCACAAGUAAAGACGGUAAUACUUGUGCGCAUAUUGCUGCAAUGCAAGGUUCAGUGAAAGUGAUUGAAGAGCUCAUGAAAUUCGAUCGACAAGGUGUUAUCAAUGCAAGAAACAAACUAACCGAUGCAACACCACUUCAGUUGGCCUGCGAAGGUGGUCAUGUGGAUGUGGUAAAAGCUUUGGUUCGAGCAGGAGCUUCAGCAACCGACGAAAAUAAAACUGGUUUUACAGCAGUACAUUUGGCUGCACAAAAUGGACAUAAUGGUGUACUCGAAGUGAUGAGAAGCACAAAUUCUUUGCGAAUUUCAAGUAAAAAACUUGGACUGACGCCAAUUCAUGUUGCCGCGUACUUUGGACAAUCAGAUACGGUGCGUGAAUUAUUGGGAAAUGUGCCAGCUACAGUAAAAUCAGAGACCCCAAGUGGACAAUCAUUGGUGCCUGAAUUGGGAUUAGAAUCAGGAAUGACACCGUUGCAUUUGGCCGCGUAUUCCGGGAACGAAAAUGUGGUGCGCCUUUUAUUGAAUUCAGCCGGUGUACAAGUCGAUGCUGCCACCACUGAAAAUGGUUUUAACCCCUUACACUUAGCUUGCUUCGGUGGUCACAUGAGCGUUGUUGGUUUGUUGUUAAGUCGUUCUGCAGAAUUGCUUCAAAGCUGUGAUCGUUAUGGAAAAACGGGUCUUCACAUUGCUGCAAUGCACGGUCACUAUCAAAUGGUGGAAAUUUUAUUGGGCCAAGGAGCUGAAAUUAAUGCAGCUGAUAAGAAUGGAUGGACACCGUUGCAUUGCGCAGCCAAAGCCGGUCAUUUGGAUGUAGUUCGUUUGCUGUGUGAAUCGGGAGCAUCGCCAAAAAACGAAACUAAUUAUGGUUGUGCGCCGAUAUGGUUUGCAGCGUCUGAAGGACAUAACAAUGUAUUCAAAUACCUGAUGCACAAAGAACACGAUACAUAUGCACUUAUGGAAGACAAACGCUUCGUUUACAACUUAAUGGUUGUGUCGAAAAAUCACAACAAUAAACCGAUUGAAGAAUUUGUUCUCGUCUCUCCAGCGCCCGUCGAUACAGCUGCCAAAUUAUCAAAUAUUUACAUCGUUCUUUCCACAAAAGAAAAAGAACGAGCAAAAGACUUAAUUAAUGCUGGUAAACAGUGUGAGGCAAUGGCUACAGAAUUACUGGCAUUAGCAGCUGGUGCCGACUCAGCCGGACGAAUUUUAACUGCCACUGAUCGAAAAAAUACUGAAUUUCUAGAUGUACUCAUCGAAAAUGAACAAAAAGAAGUGAUCGCACACACAGUUGUUCAACGUUAUCUUCAGGAAUUAUGGCACGGCGUACUGAAUUGGUCUGGCAUUAAAUUGGGUUUACUGUUGCUUGCGUUCAUUAUAUGCCCGCCAGUCUGGGUCAUUUUUACACUUCCAUUAGGUCAUAAAUAUAGCAAAGUACCGAUCAUAAAAUUUAUGUCAUAUUUAACAUCGCAUUUUUAUUUAAUGCUUUUACUCAUGUUUACGGCUAUUAUCCCGCCCUAUCCGGUCGUUCGACCUGGUCUAUUUCCAUAUUGGUAUGAAUGGGUGCUUCUUGUUAUGUUAUCCGGUUUAUUGUUAUUUGAGUUAACGAAUCCGAGCGAUAAGUCUGGUUUGGGUUUCAUCAAAUUGCUUGUACUAUUACUGGGAAUGGCCGGAGUUGGCGUUCAUGUUGCUUCAAUGUUUUUUGUGAAAAUUGAAUAUUGGCCAACGGUGAUGUACUGUCGAAAUCAGUGCUUUGCCCUAUCGUUUCUGUUGGCGUGUGUACAAAUCUUGGAUUUCUUGUCAUUCCAUCACUUAUUCGGACCAUGGGCAAUUAUCAUUGGCGAUUUAAUGAAGGAUUUGGGUCGAUUUUUGGUUGUAUUAGCAAUUUUCGUAUUUGGUUUUUCGAUGCACAUAGUCGCGCUGAAUCAACCAUUCAAAAACUUUACACCGGAAGAAGUUCGUGGUUUGGGCAAAAGAACACGCAAAGCGCACCUCUUCAGUGAAGAAGAUUUCGACGUUGAGUCGAUUGAAAAUACGACAAUACGUACGAUUCGUCAAAUUCAACAGGAUACAUCGGGACGGUUAAACAAACGUCAUAAACAUUCUCCAGAUCAACCAAUGACACCAUUUGUCGCAUUCGAGCGCUUAUUUUUCGCUGUAUUCGGUCAAACAACGAACGAUGAUAUCAAUCCAAUGCCAAAGCUGCGACCAGAGUGGACUCAGGGUUUCUUUAAAAUAAUUUUUGGCUCAUAUUUGCUUGUGUCAGUGAUUGUAUUAAUCAAUCUAUUGAUUGCCAUGAUGUCGGAUACAUAUCAACGCAUCCAGGCACAAUCCGAUAUCGAAUGGAAGUUUGGGUUGUCAAAACUAAUUCGAAAUAUGCAUCGAACGACAACGGCUCCGUCGCCACUCAACUUAAUCACCACUUGGUUUAUGUGGCUUUUGAAUGCAUGCAAGGCCAAAUUCAAGAAGAAAAAGAAGCAGAGCUUGGUUAACAUGAUGGGAAUUCGGGCAGCAUCACCUAGGACCAAAGCAGGUGCUAAAUGGCUGUCUAAAGUAAAGAAAGGUGGUCAGGUCGCUCCAAAAGAUUCCGUUGCUCUAUCGGUGGUGCACUUGUCACCGCUUGGAUCACAGUUGAGUUUUGCACAGCAUGCAGGUACGCGCAUUGAAAAUGUCGUGGAUUGGGAUGCAAUUGCCAAAAAGUAUCGCUUACUAUUUGGAGGUGAACCUGAAGAGACCGGUUCGGUGCACACCGAAUCCGAUAAUCAAUCAAAUGCAUCGGGAGAUGCGGCACAACAUAAUGCACCGGCAGCACCACCAGUCGGCAAUAAUACAGCUGCCAUGAAUCAAGUCUAAAUUGUAAAUGUAAUAUAAAAUAGCCUCAUCCAUGAUUUCGAACGGAGGAAUUAACACAACCUUUUCUCUUAGUCAAGGAGUUUAAGGAGUUUUAAAGAAGAGAUUUAAGCAUUUUAUAGUGGAAAAAAAUGUGGGAUUCAUUGGAAAAUACAAUCAAUGUGUAUAAA